Portunus trituberculatus (swimming crab) is the source of this 7197-nucleotide messenger RNA. RefSeq names its product CCR4-NOT transcription complex subunit 11-like (gene Not11). Lineage: Eukaryota; Metazoa; Arthropoda; Malacostraca; Decapoda; Portunidae. The coding region runs from base 50 to 1414 and encodes 454 amino acids. Gene Ontology annotation, cellular component: CCR4-NOT complex. The transcript has 10 exons. The record is from RefSeq and is a predicted model, not a curated record. Gene Ontology annotation, biological process: mRNA catabolic process; negative regulation of translation.
GACUCGGUGAAUUAACAAAUAGGUUCGUGGCGCCUGAAGUAAACAAAGAAUGGCGCUCUCCAGCAAGGGCCUCACCACGCUACUCGGGAUACUAUCGGAAGAAUCUACUGAAUCGUUUACCUUAGAAAAGAUCACACAUCAAGUUUACCAAAACUUCAAUAAGGAAGACUAUUUUAAAUUGGGCAGUGCCUUGGUGUUCCUCCUGCAGCAGCCAGACCUGCUGCCCACCGCCUCACAGAGACUCUCAGCUGUCACCAUCCUCCAUGAGCUGUACCGAGGGGAGCCGCCGCCUGGCAACCCAUUCCUCCCAAUCUUCAUCAACAUCUUGCACCCUGUGGAUGAUGCUGCAAAGGGCACAGCCAAGAAGCUGGAGUUUGCGGGGCAGGUCCCAAGGUUCACUCAGCCGGAAAUAUUCUUCCUCUCCACCCUGCUAACAGACAAGAACAGCAAAGAGCUGCUGAAGAGAACAGCCAGCCAGAUCAUGAGUCUGGACGUGAGCAACCACCCGCCGGCUGACACCACCAGUUUGAAACAGGCACUGGCAGACCUCCUCUCAGAGCGACCUGACACUGCCAAGAGUGGUGUGCCGGUGGUCUACUCCUACCCUCAGCUUGCACCUAACUCUGGGCUGUUGAGUGAGCCGGGUCAGGUGAAGCGGACCUGUGAGGCGCUGCUGUGUGGGCCGUCCUCUCCCAGCUUGGCACAGCAGUACUUCUCCCCAGAGAUCAUCAGACUGACUCCACCCCUGCAUGUGGCUGAGGAUGAGCUGGUAUGGAUCACCUCAGUGGACCGGGCAGAGCAGCGGGUGAUGUACGAUGCCUCCAUGUGUGUGCUGUCAGGAGGAGACGCGGAGGCCAAGCGUCUGAUGGCCAAGGCGUUCAAGGAGACCCUGUCCUUGCCUCAGCAGCAGCACCUCCUCACUCAGUUGAACCAAGACCCUCGCAUGGUGUACCACACUGGCCUCACCCCACCUAAGUUGCCAGACCUGGUGGAGCACAACCCACUGAUAGCCAUCGAAGUGUUGCUCAAGCUGAUGCAGUCCAGCCAGAUCACCGAGUACUUUAGUGUGCUGGUCAACAUGGAGAUGUCCCUCCACUCCAUGGAAGUGGUCAACAGACUGACAACAGCAGUGGAGUUGCCAUCAGAGUUUGUGCAUCUGUACAUCAGCAAUUGCAUCAGCACCUGUGAGACCAUCAAGGACCGCUACAUGCAGAACAGACUGGUGCGCCUUGUGUGUGUCUUCCUGCAGUCACUCAUCAGGAACAAGAUAAUUAAUGUCCAGGAGCUAUUCAUUGAGGUGCAGGCAUUCUGCAUAGAGUUCAGCCGUAUCCGAGAGGCAGCAGCGCUCUUCAGACUCCUCAAGCAGCUCGACUCUGGUGACACUCAGGCCACACAGGAGCCUACCAAGAAGUGAAUACACACACACACACACACACACACACACACACACACACACACACACACACACAGAGCAAUAGGUUAGUGGAAAUCAUUGCCAGAUAAAGUGUGCAAAUACUGUUUAUAAAUUUAAAGAAAAUGCAAAAAUUUGACAUAAGUAAUGGGACAAGCUUGAUGCAUUCCUUUAUGGGUAAAUAUAUGUAUAUAUUGCUCUCUCUCUCUCUCUCUCUCUCUCUCUCUCUCUCUCUCUCUCUCUCUCUCUCUCUCUCUCAGCUUAGAUCUCUGUUUGACAGAAGCAGAUAUUCAAUAAGAUUGAAAUCUUGUACACAUGCUAAUUCAUAGCAAAUGUGAUGGUUUUAAAAAAAGGACAUGGCAAGCAUAACUCAAUACAAUAUGAGUACAAUUACAUAAACAUGUGCACACACACACACACACACACACACACACACACAGACCAAAACAAACUUGGAUUCAUACACUAACAUUGAUGUAUAUAUUGCCGAAAAUAUAAUUUAGUAUAGUAAUGUAUUUGCAUCAUACACCUGUUCAUUCUCUCACCCUCAUUAUUCAUGUAUGACAUCUGGAUUACCAAGACACAGCCAGCCUCAGUUCACUUGAGUCCUGUUCACAUAACACUCCCUGAAGUGUAUCAUAAGUAUGGUCAAGAUCCUUUCAUUAGCGGGUGAUUAACACUAGUUUGCAGCUUUUAAUGUGUUGAAAUUAUUGAAAAGGAGAAAUUGUAUUGAAACGGCACUCAGGAAAAAAUGUUUGGGAGUAAUUCAAGGAUUUUAUGUUUAAUUUGUAUAUUUUAAGAAAAUUGGGUUGUGCUUUGGUAACAUUGCUAGAUUUUGGGCAUGUCAUUAUCUUGCUCCACAUGAUGCCACUGCAGCAAAGAGACUAAAUCACUGAAUUGACUUGUGGCUGUGUAAGUCUCUUGUCAAUGAAGCAAGAGGUGUGUCAUGGUGCCAGGCUUCACAGUCUGUCCCUUCACACAGGACUUGCCAGUGUCUGCGGCUGUGCUUCACAUGACAUUUUCAUUCUCACUUUCUGCAUGAUACUAUGUAUUUUAAAUAACAGAUUUAAAUUGAUUAACUAUACAUACAUAUAUAUAUAUAUAUAUAUUGAUGAACUAUUUUUCAACUAUUUUAGGACUUUGGUUUUAGCAUGACCACCAUUUUGAUAUCAGAACCUGAAUGGCCAAAGAGUCAGUAGGACGAGUGGCCAUUCCAUUCAGUAAUUCCUAACAUGUCAGGUCCUGCCUGCUCCGGGUUCUAUUGUCUUCCCACUGUGUGUGUGUGUGUGUGUGUGUGUGUGUGUGAUAGUCAGUCAGCCAUUCACCUACAUACUGCUACUGUAAGUAAACAGACAUCAAUGGUGUCAGGGAGGUGAUACAGUUGUCCAGUGGUGUAUAUUACAAGUUCUCACCAGUGCUGAAGACAAGUUUCAGUAAAGGUGGCAUCAUGGUAGGCUCGAUUUAAUUAGCCAGAAGGAUUUUACUGGCAAAAUACUAAGUCUAGCUCAUGGCAAUUUCUACAUCAUCUUUGAUGGUGUUAUUGACAUUGAUGUUGGCAAAAAUUCAAAUUUUUCAGGGGGAUAUGUUAAAUGAAGUAAGUUAUAAACACAAGCCAUGGCUGUCUUCAUACACAGGAAGGUGCAAAGGAAGUAAGCCCAGUGCAACUCUCACAUUUUAUACUCAUUAACAGGAGUACUAAAGGACCAUCCCAAGUUGUGAGAUCAACCCUAUGAAAUCCUCAGCAGUCAUCACCAAACCAAAACAUAUUGUUCCUCUCUAUCAGUCUUCAGGCCCAUCCUCACCAUCAAGCACAGCUUGACGAGCACUGCCUGCAUCCAGGCUAAGUUCAUGGGCACAACUGCAGUAUUGUCCACACUGUGACAAUCUGGGCCAGUCACACCCUCCCAGACAACUGUCAGAGUGAGUCAGAGACAGUGUCUGCAGAUAUCACACAACUAACAACACAGGCACUUUAUUAGUACUUUAGAGGGCACAAGUCAAAGGGAUAAACUGCCAAUUUGUGCUGGCAGUCACAGCUUGAUGGUGUGGACACAGAAUGUCAAGUGAAUGGAAGUAUUACUGUGACAGCUGUACACUGUACACUAUUAGCAGAGUGUAAGGGUAGGUGACAGUAAACUCAUACUGCUCAUACUAGUAUACUUACCUUUGCAUGAUGCCACCUUGAGAUGUGCAGUGAGGCCAGUGGUGGUAACAACAGGUUCACACAGGACAAGGCUGUUAGGUCGGGGUUGUGCUAUCCAGGAAAUGACAACAUAAAAUUGACACAUGUAAUGUAGUUUUAGUGCAGAUUAACACAAGCACAGUAACACAUUUCAUUCCAUUUCACUCCAGUGCAUAACUGUCUGCAUUUUUACAUGGUAAUUUUAUAAGAUUAUAUUGUCUAUAAUGUAAUGGUUUUCUUAAGUGUCAGCAAGUAAUCAUGUUUAUGGAGACAGAAUGCUAGAAGUAGAGUGUAUAUAUAAUAGGAAAGAGGAAGGAAGAGAACAGCAGCACACUGUCCUUCCUGUGCCAGACCUGAGGGAAGGUUAAGUGUUGCACACAAGGUAGUGUUAAUGGAGCCCUUGUGGCUAUAACUUGUGAACUAGUCACCUGUGCUUCCUGUGCACAGAUAUUUAUAAAAUGGUGUUAAUAUAACGGUAGGACAAUUUGUAUGUACAAUAUUUAUCUUAAACGUGAUUCCUCUAUUAGUCGUCUAUUACAAGCUUCCCCCCAUUUACUAAUGACUCAUUAAAAAAAUAAAAUAAUAAUAAAGAAAGAAAGAAAAUAGACAAGAAAUAAAAAAAAAUUUUUCCCUGUAUAUUUGCAUUAUAUAAUGUGAGAAAUGUUCCUUUGAAUAUGAAUUACACUUUUAGCACGUUGCAUAUGGGAAGGACACUGUGUACAAUGCCUGUGUGACAUUUUAUUUCACCACAGCUACUGAUUGUGAUGCACAAACAAGCUCACCAAUAAUUGUAGCAAGAUGAUGAUAGUUGCACUCUGAACUGGCUAUGACUUUAUCAUUCUGAUUUUAAUUGCUGUUACAAAUUUUGAGAUUUUUGUUUGCAGAUAUUAAUUAGACAUUCUUAAUUAAAUCAAGAGAAGAAUUUUCAGUCAAGCAUUUGUAAUUUGGGGUUAGCUUGUGCUCUCUCUCUCUCUCUCUCUCUCUCUCUCUCUCUCUCUCUCUCUCUCCACUAUGAUAUAUUUAUAUGAAGUUGUACAGACAAUGCUAUUUGAAUUUUUCAUUUUAACCUACCUAUAUUUACAUAUCUAUUUUCUUUUAGAUCCUAUAAUAGUAAGUGUGAGCUGAUAUACAGACUGGGUAGUCUCUAACUGAAAUUAAAUGCUGCUGCUUGUGAUUCUGUAAAUUGUAUAGCAAGUGAGUGUAUUGCCUGCCAGUGCCUGGAGGUCUAGUAGUGAGACACUACUGGCCACAACUCUCCUGGCUUUCACAACAACACUCAGCCUCAUUGUCCCAUCACUGAACCAGUGAAACAGUGACUUUAAGGAAUGAAUUACAUCAAUUAUUUGAUUGAGCUGGAAGAAGAACAAGCAUUUUCCUCACCACCACAGUAAUGCUUUCAUCAUAACUAUCACUCUUAGUCCAUCACUGUUGUGUUCUCUGCUCUCUCAACACUUUGUAUAGUGAAUAUACCAUUACCUUCACUGUAAAUGUUCAUGCUGAACAUCAUUACUAUAAGUGUUUUCAUUAAUCACAUCACAAUAAAGUCAUCAUUCACCAUCAACAUAAUACAUUCUCAACAUUGCCAAUCACCUUCACAGCAUUGGAGAGGCUGUCACAUCAUUACCAUAGUUAGUAUUCUCAUCACAACUAUCACCACUUGAGUAAAAUCAGCACUGUUGUACUUUUUUUUUUUUCCAUAAUCUUAGUAAAUACUGCCAUGACCACCAUCAGUAUGGAUAUUGCUCUCACCACCACCACAUUAUUCACAGCAAAUUUUUUCUACCCGUCUCAGAUUCAAAACAUGGAGCUCUGAAAACUUUGAAAAGCAAGUUUCUCAACUCUCACGCUAUUUGAGAUUUAAUAAUCUUGAAGAGCAGAUUUGUCUUACCUCUUCCCUAAUCAAAGACCUAAUGAUAAUGUUGAGCAGAUUUCUCUUAAUUUUGGCUUGAUUUUAGUAUUCAUUAUAGUUUUGAAAGAGCAUAUCAAGUAAUCUUUCACCUUGUCAAAGAUCUGAUAAUAAUAAUAAUAAUAGUUUUGAAUAAUAGAUAUGAAGUAAACUUUUGCCUGACUUAAAAAUUGACAAUAACUGUGGGCAUAAUCCUCUCUCAGCUAAUUUAAGAUUUUACCUCUAAGAAUGAUUUCACAAAAUGCAUAUCUUUAUUACCUGUUAAAAUAGUCAGUGUCAGUAUUUCUAGUAUCUUGUUCACUGUUGGUAAUAGUGGUGGUGGUGGUGGUGGUGAAGUAGAAUAUCUCACAAUAAAUAGGCUUUAGCCAGUGGACAAAUGCAGAACAUCAAAUUUGGUUUGCUUAAAAGCUGAUGAGCUGCACUGACCACUAUUGGUCUGAUGGUUCCUAUUGCUGUUAGUUAGAGUCACCUUUUUACAAACUAUUCUGAAGCACUUUCCAGCAUAGAGUGUCUUGCAUGAAUAAUUGGACUGAGUGUUUUUGCAGCAGUGGAGCUUUUUCAUGUCACAAGUUAGUUAAUAGUAUAUGAGUAGCUGUGUUAUUUCCCCAAAUAAGAUAUGUCACACUCAGCUUGUGAACUGUACAUUGUGCAUAAUUCUGUACCAACAUACUGCUUGGAAAGUGAAGUGUGACAUAGUGUUUAACAGGUUAUGACAGUCACCUACUAGUAGACUUAGAUUAGCAGCAGGUUCACUCUCCAGAUUGAUAACUUAUGAUAUUAUGAUUUUACUAUUACAUAAUGCCACACCUGGAAUGAAAAAAAUAAAUAAAUAACAGAAAUAUGAUGCCAAUGAAUAAUGAAUGUGCAUUAUAGUAGGGACAGUUACACAACAGGUUUUUACUCAUGAGUGUACUUGUGUGGUUGUGGUUAGCAGUCAAAUAAUACAAUGCACUUUUCUCCACUGUGUACAGUGUUUUUCUUCAAUCUCUCAUCCUUUGGUUUGCCAGUAGUCUCUUUAUAAACUGACACCUGACAUUUACUUAGCAAUCAGGGUUUAGACUGAAGGAACACAAAACACAGUAGUAGAAUGCAGUGUGGUGGAUCACUCAAUUUGUACUCACAACCACACACACACACUCAGAAAUGGACCUACCAUGUGAUGUUUGGACUUUUAUUACCUCAUGCAAUUACCAAAUUUGCCAGGAUAUAUGGCACACUGUCAGAAAAGUAAACAAAUUUAACUUAUUUUUGUUUGGACAUAGUGAGAUACUUGAAAGAGUAAAAAAUAAAUGAAUAAAAUAGGGAUGUCCUAUAUCCUGGCAAAUACUGCACUGUUUGGAUUUCUUUUUGUGUGUUUACUGUAGUGCCUCAAGUGUUGUAGAGAUAGUGUGUGGCUUUUGUUUGACCGUCACAACUGUCACCACACUACACGCCUCACUCAAGAUGUCAUGUCACAAGUCUCAAUUAGUAAACAGUAAACUUAACUAAAAGAAUGAUGUUUUUGUGAUAUUUCUAUGGAAAAUAAAUUCAAUUAAUAAAGGUAAUUAGUAGUCUAUAUAUCUCUAUAAGUUGCUAUGACAUUUGAAUACCUUCAUACAUCUGAUUCACCUAUCACAUUUUUGUCAAGGCUUGUGUCAUAUUAAUAUGUAACAUUUUUGUAAGGUAACCAUUAUCUCCUCAAUAAAUGCCCACUUGUAA